ACAGGAAACAUGAUGGCCGCACUACAGGCAGCUUUGAAGAACCCUCCUAUCAACACAAAGAACCAGGCAGUGAAGGAUCGCGCAGAAAGUAUUGUCCUGAAGGUCCUCAUCUCUUUCAAAGCCAACGACAUUGAGAAGGCAGUGCAGUCGCUGGACAAGAACGGUGUUGACCUGCUAAUGAAGUACAUCUACAAAGGCUUUGAGAGCCCCUCUGACAACAGCAGCGCUGUGCUGCUGCAGUGGCACGAGAAGGCCCUGGCUGCUGGAGGAGUAGGGUCCAUUGUCCGCGUUUUGACUGCCAGGAAAACGGUUUAAAUCCAGCAGCGAGCGGUUGUCUGCCAUCCACGGCGUGGGAAAUGCUGGUACAAAACCCAAACAACCAAAUGCCAUUGCUGCCCUGUGGGCAGCGCCUGUCUCUCAGCUUGCCUUCUCGCUGCUUCUUUCAUACCUGACAAAUAAUGCAUAUCGUGAUCUCUUUUUUUGUUAAAUUCUGGAAAAUUAUGAAGGUGCAAUUUUAUUUCUAACAAACAGGAAUAUUUGGUACUCGCGAACAUUUCAGUGACACGUAUAGCGACAUAUACAACUUCAUGUUUAGGAUGAUUUGCAUUUGUGUAUAAUUAUGGCAGAUCCAGACCUGACUUCCCAAACAAAUGCUGAGGGACCUAGGGCAAUGUCUUAAUUCUUUUCGCUAGCCAAGCAGUGUUUUGACGCAAGAUCUGUAUUUGAGAAGUGGGGCAGCUAUUAAUAUAGGUAACUGGACCAUGUUUUCUUUGGUCAGCCUCUGAACCUACGGCUGUGAAUAGGACAGAAAGCAAAGGCUCCCUUCCGACCCCGAUUAUCAUUCCAGAGAGCUGAGUAUUUUCCUUAACCUCGCAUCUCACGGCCUGUUCAGGUUCCUUGUGAUCAGUCAAAUACUGGGUCCGCAGCAGGAAAGUUACAACAGGAUGAAGUUGUCCAUC
Nipponia nippon (crested ibis) is the source of this 959-nucleotide messenger RNA. The record is from RefSeq and is a predicted model, not a curated record. NCBI's taxonomy places the organism in Eukaryota, Metazoa, Chordata, Aves, Pelecaniformes, Threskiornithidae.